CGUGAGGAAGACCUAAGACCUUCCUCGCGCUUGUAACAUAGUGCAAAGUUUCAGCGCGAAAUUUUGCAUACUAGGUAUUUUUACGAAUUGAUGAACACGAAAAAACUGUAGCACUAACAUAAGUAGAUCACUCUGACGAUAUUCAGGGAAGAUGGCAGAAGAGGAGAGUGAGGAUUACCAAAUUAAACAGCCCCAUGUUUCCAUCCUCCGGAGUGACGAGAGUCCCCGUCUGACGGGGUGCACUGACUGGUCCUGUGGCUGUCACAAACACCACUGCCCAAUGUGUACACUAGAACACUUCAAACCUUCCAACAAGACACAGACUCUAAAACACCUGAGCUGGCACUUCAGGCAUAGCUACAAGUAUAAAGGUUUGAUCAUAUGUGAGUGCAAACUUGAUUGUCCUGGAACAGGCAAGACAUUCAAACGUGGCCACUUCCACUGUCCCGAAUGUGGAGACACGAUGGCAUCAAAGCCACAGAUUGUCAACCACAUUGCAGUGCUGCAUGAAGGCAAGGCACCACCAGAAAAAGAGGGGCGGAGGAUACUGGUUUCUCAGUUAGGUGCUAUGUCUAGGAAGCGAAAGUACUUGGCUGUAGAUGAAGAAUUUGUACCACGAAAGUCUUCGAGAACUCGUAAGACUAUUGAUUACAAUGCUCUAGCAGAAGAUGGUAUAAAAAAGAUAAGGAAAGGAAUUAGCACUGAGGCAGAACAAGAAGAAGCAAAAGAAGUAGUAGAAGAAGAGAAGGAAGAAGAAAAGGAACACGUAGAUGAAACUGCAGAUACAAAAAUAGCAGCUUUGGCCAAGGGGACGGUCACUUCGGUCAAGCACCCUCACAUCUCACUGGUCAGUGGUCAGCAGGAUUUGGUCAGACUUAGCAUCUGCGACCCCGAGUUUUGUGACUGUGGUGGACGCCACUGCCCACUGUGUCCAGUGGCCGCAUUCCAGCCAACUGUCAAUAUGGAGGAGUUUUCCACGCAUAUCAGUGGCCACAUGGACAAUUCUGUGCCUUAUAAAGACAAGAAACUUGUGAGCUGUCAGCUGGGGGAUAUCUAUCCCAAUCCCAGUGAGAAGGCCUCCCUCCACUGGCACUGUCCUGAGUGUGCUGCCACCUGUCUUGAAAGAGACCUCUUCAUAGACCACCUGCUGGGGCACUUGGAACCGGCUCAUCUUGAUGGAAGUGUGGAAGUACCAUCUGGUGGAGAAAAUGAUGAGGCAGAUGAGCCCAGUGAUGAUAAAUCUGCAGAGCUGAAAAAGGGUAGUCUUCUUCAUAUCGCAUUUCCUCACAAAAGCAUCGUCAAGUCUGUGGAUGAGUUGGUGGCUUCUUGUGAAGAUGAUACUUGCAUGUUGCUGCCCUCUGGUGAGCAUGCUCGGUGUAACCUGCUGCAUUGCGCUGUGUGUCCCAAUGAACAUUUCAAGCCAGUCAAAUAUAAGGCAGCUCUUCUCAAGCACUUGCAGUGGCACAUAAAGUUUGCUUUAUGGUACAAAGAUGCAUAUUUGGUAGUUUGUAAACAAGGGUGUUCAUCCCACAAGAGUGUGGCCCAUUUUCACUGUCCACAUUGUGGCCAGACUGUGGUCAAGAAGAAGAACCUUGUUGCUCAUAUGCUUGUACACUGUGACCUUCCAGUCACCUCUGACCUUUCAAAGGUCACAGAACAUCCCCAAGAUGAUAAGUUACCUGAGAACAGCCACCUUCCCGAUGAGGAGGAUGAAGAAGAAGAACCUCCUUCCAUGGAGUACAGCACUGUCCAGACCCUGGACAACACAGUUCAGUCUUUAGCAGCUGACAGGGGUCAAGAUGGGAGUGACCAGGGGGGCAAGGCUGUUAUUGAAGCCACCUCAGAGGGGGCAGGGCCAAAUAUUCAGACAGGCCAUGAUGCUAUAAGCCACCCCCAUAUCUCCCUGGUGACUGAUGUGGAUGACAUGCUGCGACAGUGUCAUAGAUGUAAUAAACGUGCUUGUCCAAGCUGCCAUGGGAAGCUAUUCCAUUGUCCAGUGUGUCCAGCCAAGGUCAAGCUGCACUCUGCACUGGUCACUCACAUAGAGUCUCAUGUAGCAGCAGCUGUCACCUUCAGAGGCAUAAAGAUCUGUCUGUGUAAGCUGAAGAGCUGCCUUCCCAAGCUAAAGACCAAAUCUGUUGGUCACUACCACUGUCCACUCUGUGGGUCAAUACAGGCCAAAGGGGUGCGGCUGAGAGCUCAUCUCAAAGCUCAUAAACUUGGGACUGUGCGGACACGAGACUCGGUUGCUGGCGUCCCUCGCAAGUCACGCCAGCAUUUGGAGACAACUCCCCAGCAGAGGGAGACACUGGAUUCCUUCCCGGUGCAGAACCCCGCCACGAUCGCCUCGGCCUAUGACCUUCUGACUGAGAGGUGUAAGAGAACCCAGUGUCACUGCAGAGGCUUCCACUGUCCGUUGUGUCCAGUGAAGUACUUCAAGCCGCCCCAGUCUGCCUCACAUCUUCUGAACCACGGGGAAAAUCACAUUAACCACUCCGUACCAUACAAAGGUGUGUAUCUCACCCUGUGUCGUAUGAAGUGUAAGCAGGGCACCACCACCUCACACUAUCACUGUCCAGAGUGUGGUGACUUGUUCCGCCGGCGACAUCUAGUGGUAGACCACAUGAAGAUCCACGACCCCACAUUUUCUUACAAACCACCUGUACCUGCUUCCUCUGCAACCAGCAAGGAGAAGGAAUCCACAAACAAACCAGAAGAAGAGAAAGAUGCUCCACUGACAGAAGCAGAUAUCUUUGUCUCAGUAACUGCCAUUGUUUCCAACAAAUUGUUUGCUGCUGUUGGCAUGGACCAGAAAGAGGUUUUACAGACUCUGACGGCUGAGACAGGAAUCUUGUGUGCCAUCAUGGAGGAUGGGCAAAACGUUAUCCAAGGAUCAUGGGAAGCCAUGAAUAAAGCUACCGAAAAAUUGAAAGUUAUGGCAGGGCUGACUGUAGAAACUGAAGCACCAGUAGAAAAACCAGCAGAUGAACCUGACUCAGAUAGUGGCGACGAGAGUGACCUCGACGACCUCAAUGGUGAGGGAGAUGACCCGGACUAUGACCCCAUAGAUGAUAGCUCCAGCAAGACCAACCGACGCUACCUAUGUGGUCUGUGCUCGUAUGAGACCGGAGAGGUUGCAGACAUGCAUAAACAUGUGCGCAGUGAGCACGAGGAUGCUUACAAGUGCCUGUUCUGUGGAAGGAUUGGAACGUCCGAGUAUGACCUAAAGCGCCACCUACAGACCAUUCACCAGGACCAUCCAGAGUUUGACAUCAAGAAGUCUGCUGAGGAACCCCCAGGAAGCAUGCAGUGUCCCAGAUGCACUUUUACCACCAAUGUGGAUAAGAUACUGUUCUACCAUACCCUGUUGGACCACUAUGAGAAAGGGAAGACAGUGACCAGACACUACCAGUGUACCCAGUGUCAGUAUUCCAGUAAUAACAUAGGGAACCUCAGGGCGCACAUUGGACGCAAACACCCCACUGAGAAACAUCUCUGUAACAUAUGUGGCAAGGAGUUUGGCUUUGAUUCAGAUCUCAAGGAACACAUCUCAGUUGUUCAUCAGAAGGAUAACUGUUGCGUGUGUGAUCUGUGUGGCAAAGAGUUUGCUUCUCGGCGUUACCUCCAAGCCCACCUGAAGCGCCAUCUAGGGAUUAAAAACCACGCGUGUCCUAUCUGUGGAAAACGGUUCAUGGAGAAGGUUCGCAUGCGUGAGCACAUGGAGACACAUCAGGAUGCUUCUGUCAGGGUGCUGAAAUAUGAAUGUGACAUUUGCGGCAAAAGAUUCGCAAAUGCUUUCUACGUGCGUGAUCACAAGAAUAUCCACACAGGGGAGAAGCCUCACGUGUGUCCUCACUGCGGUCAAGCCUACGCCCUGCGGCUCACUCUACGCAACCACCUGCUUACACAUCAGAACGAUAAGCCAUUCAAGUGUGAAGUAUGCCCCAAGGCCUUCAAAACUAAGGUAAAGUUGAAUUACCAUAUGGUAACUCACACAGGGAUUGGCAAGCACGAUUGCUCAGUUUGCCACAAGGUGUUCACACAGAAGUCAACUUUAAGGAGACAUCGUUGCCCUGGUUAUCCAAUGAAGAAGAGGAUGGCUGUACGAGGCACAGAACAGAUUGGUAAUAGCCAGGAUGUCAUACAGGUCCAUGUGGAAAACCAUCAGGAGGGUGCAGUGACCUUAGGUCAAGGUGACCAACAGCUCCUAAUCAUGGACGGGACAGAGGGGUCAGAGGUCAAGGAACAGGAACUGUACAUGUGUUCCAUUUGUAAUAACAUCUUCAUGAACUGGAAUGAAAUGGAAAGCCAUAUGCAAGAGCACAUAGGUGAAGGUCAGGGUCAAGGUCAAUCUCAAGGCCAGAUUGUCGGAGAGGCUGUUGGGGCACCCAUGGCUGGUAACAGUACUGAUGUCGUUUCCUCAGAAUCUAUAGAAAUGGCCAUUGCUUUGGCAGAGCUACCUGGUUCUGUUUAGAUCUUGCUUGGUAAAAUUGUGGAGCAGUAAAUGAGACUAGAGUUGUGAAGAAACACAUGAAUCGUACUUAAAUGAUUUCCCAUUUUGUAAUACUUAUGCAGUCUUCAUUGACAUGUUUUAAUGUCUGAACCAGUUUCUGAAUCACUAAAAAAUAUCUUUUUGUUAAGCUUAGAGCAUUUUGUAUUCUGUGAAUACACUGAAAGCUGUUGGUUUUAAGGAAGAAAACGGCCCUCUUCUGUGCAUCAUGCGUGAAGAUAAUGAACACAGUUAGGCAGUGUUGUCAUAAUAAUUCCCACACCAUGAUAACAGUCCACAUCCAUGGAAAAGAAUGCUUCAGUUAUUUGGUUCCUUUCUCUUUAGUUCAACCAAAAGGAAUAAUUCAAGAAUUUCACAGGUAGUUUAAAAUGUUGCAGUGGUAAGAGAGGUGAAACGGUCCGACAUUUAGUGUGGCAAAUAGUCUGUCCUACCUCAUCCUGGGGUCAGUUAGUUAAAGCCAUCAGUUAAGAAAUCUUUACUUUGUUAAAUGAACCAGUUCACUAGUAUGGUAUUUGAAAGUAGUAGUGGUAGUUUAAUGAACAAAUACUUUAAAUUACAUUCGGUAAUGACAUUAAUAGUCAAUAUUGUACCAGAAAUCAAAUUCAGGGACAUACAAUUACAAUAUAUGUUUACUUUAUUAAAAUAUGCCAUUGAAAUACCAAGAAUUUUACACCAAGUCUCACUUUGUCAUCAUAUUUGACAUUGUUUAAAUUUGACAUUUCAAGUAACUUAUUUGGAGCAAAUUAUUUUGAUUUAAAGCGCAGUUGUGUAACAUAUUCCCAUUUAUUAGAUUUUCCAGAAAAUGUUAAUAAAGUGGCUAUCUCCACAAAAUUUUUAUCAGUAAUG
Molecule: messenger RNA, 5356 nt
Organism: Lingula anatina
Lineage: Eukaryota; Metazoa; Brachiopoda; Lingulata; Lingulida; Lingulidae
Source: RefSeq, a predicted model, not a curated record